This is a messenger RNA of Cherax quadricarinatus, 534 nucleotides long. The record is from RefSeq and is a predicted model, not a curated record. NCBI's taxonomy places the organism in Eukaryota, Metazoa, Arthropoda, Malacostraca, Decapoda, Parastacidae.
UAAGGAGUCCCUGGAUGGAUUUGAGCGCUGGGCAGCUCAUGACAGUGCCCAGGAUAGCUUCUGCUACCUAGAUGAUGAGUCGUCUGUAGACAGCGAAUAUGUUGAUCUCCUCCUCAAUCCUGAGAGAUAUACUGGCUAUGUUGGACCCUCUGCACAUCGCAUUUGGAAAAGUAUUUAUCAGGAAAAUUGUUUCAAAAUUAUGUUUAGAAAAGCGGGCAUUCUAUCGAGCCAUCUCUGGCCUCCACAGCAGCAUCAACGUUCACCUGGCGGCUCAUUAUCUACUCUCAGAUAAGAAUGGAUUUGCUGAAUCCAAGGAUGGUGUGUGGGGCCACAAUGUAGAGGAGUUCCAACGCAGAUUUGACCCAGAGCUGACAGGAGGAGAAGGUCCUCUUCGUCUCAAAAACCUCUAUUUUGUGUAUUUGCUUGAACUUCGAGCAUUAGCAAAAGCAGCACCUUAUUGGGGAGCCUUGAGUUCUACACAGGAAAUGAAGAAAUAACAGUGAUGUACGGAAGGCAGUCGAGGAUCUCCUGGCU